CUCCCCGUUUCCUUGGCAACCUCCCCACCCGAACGAGCGCCCAUCUUGGAGUCUGCGCAGCCGGCUUGUUGGUGCGCCUGCGCGGGAGAAGCCUCAGUCAUACCGUGUGUCCCGGGUGCCGCCGGCGGAGUAUCCUUAGGACACGGGUUGUGCUGCGCUUGGAGCCCAAGGCCGGACCUGCAACCAUGGCGCAGAUCCUGCCUAUCCGCUUCCAGGAGCACUUCCAGCUUCAGAAUCUGGGAAUUAAUCCGGCCAACAUUGGCUUCAGCACUCUGACCAUGGAGUCUGAUAAGUAUAUCUGCAUUCGGGAGAAGGUCGGAGAACAGGCUCAGGUGGUUAUCAUAGACAUGGCAGAUCCAAACACUCCACUGAGACGCCCAAUAUCUGCUGAAAGCGCCAUUAUGAAUCCGGCUUCCAAAGUCAUUGCUCUGAAAGCUGGAAAAACCCUUCAGAUCUUUAACAUAGAAAUGAAGAGCAAAAUGAAGGCUCACACCAUGUCAGAGGAAGUCCUAUUUUGGAAAUGGAUAUCAGUCAAUACAGUUGCUCUGGUGACGGAGACAGCAGUCUACCAUUGGAGCAUGGAGGGGGACUCCCAGCCACAGAAAAUGUUUGAUCGCCAUGCAAGCCUUGCUGGCUGCCAAGUCAUCAAUUACAGGACAGAUGAGCAACAGAAGUGGCUUCUUCUAAUUGGCAUCUCUGCUCAGCAAAGCCGUGUGGUUGGCGCAAUGCAGCUGUAUUCAGUGGAUAGGAAAGUCUCUCAGCCCAUAGAGGGACAUGCCGCAGCUUUUGCUGAGUUUAAGAUUGAGAGAAAUUCAAAACCUUCAACUCUCUUCUGCUUUGCUGUGCGUGGUCAGGCUGGUGGCAAACUACACAUCAUAGAGGUUGGACAACCUGCUAAUGGAAACCAACCUUUCACUAAGAAGGCCGUGGAUGUCUUCUUUCCCCCUGAAGCUCAGACAGACUUCCCUGUGGCUAUGCAGAUCGGCGCCAAACAUGGGGUUAUCUAUCUAAUCACAAAAUAUGGGUACAUCCACAUGUAUGACCUGGAGUCUGGCGCCUGUAUUUAUAUGAACCGCAUCAGUGCUGACACCAUCUUUGUUACUGCCCCUCAUGAACCUACCACGGGAAUCAUUGGAGUGAAUAAGAAAGGCCAGGUGCUUUCAGUAUGUGUUGAAGAAGAUAACAUUGUGAACUACGCCACGAAUGUGCUGCAGAACCCUGAUCUGGGGCUUCGCAUGGCUGUCCGAAGCAACUUGGCAGGGGCUGAAGAGCUUUUUGCACGAAAGUUUAACACCAUGUUUGCUCAAGGGAAUUAUUCUGAAGCAGCCAAGGUUGCUGCAUCUGCUCCAAAGGGAAUCCUGCGCACUGCAGACACGAUCAGAAAGUUUCAGACUGUACCAGCUCAACCUGGACAAGCAUCACCUCUGCUCCAGUACUUUGGCAUUCUGCUAGAUCAGGGGCAGCUGAACAAGCUAGAGUCGCUAGAGCUCUGCAGGCCGGUCCUGCAACAGGGGCGUAAGCAGCUCUUGGAAAAGUGGUUAAAAGAAGAUAAGUUGGAGUGCUCUGAGGAACUCGGGGACCUGGUAAAAGCUGUGGACCCUACUCUUGCGCUUAGUGUUUACCUGCGUGCAAGUGUGCCAAACAAAGUGAUCCAGUGUUUUGCAGAGACUGGGCAGUUCCAGAAAAUAGUUCUCUAUGCCAAAAAAGUGGGAUACACUCCAGACUGGAUUUUCUUACUUCGCAGUGUCAUGCGAAUCAGCCCAGAUCAGGGUCUCCAAUUCUCCCAGAUGCUAGUACAGGACGAGGAGCCCUUGGCCAAUAUCAACCAGAUUGUGGAUGUCUUUAUGGAGAACAGCCUGAUUCAGCAGUGCACGUCAUUCCUGCUUGAUGCACUGAAGAAUAAUCAGCCUGCUGAGGGCCAUCUGCAGACUCGCCUCCUGGAGAUGAAUCUGAUCCAUGCCCCACAGGUCGCAGAUGCAAUCCUUGGGAACCAAAUGUUCACUCACUAUGACCGGGCCCACAUUGCCCAGCUGUGUGAGAAAGCUGGACUGCUGCAAAGAGCUCUGGAGCAUUAUACAGACUUGUAUGACAUUAAACGUGCUGUGGUACACACACAUCUUCUAAACCCAGAGUGGCUGGUGAAUUUUUUUGGCUCAUUGUCGGUGGAUGAUUCAGUGGAGUGUUUGCGGGCUAUGCUAUCAGCUAACAUCCGGCAGAACCUGCAACUCUGUGUCCAGGUGGCAUCUAAAUACCAUGAACAGUUGGGCACUCAGUCUUUGGUUGAGCUCUUUGAGUCCUUCAAGAGUUACGAAGGGCUUUUCUACUUUCUGGGAUCUAUUGUCAAUUUCAGCCAAGACCCUGAUGUGCAUUUCAAAUACAUCCAGGCAGCCUGCAAGACUGGGCAGAUUAAAGAAGUGGAGCGAAUAUGUCGGGAGAGCAAUUGCUACAACCCAGAACGUGUCAAGAACUUCUUAAAGGAGGCCAAACUCACAGACCAACUUCCACUGAUAAUUGUGUGUGACCGCUUUGACUUUGUACAUGAUCUCGUGUUGUAUCUCUACCGCAACAACCUCCAGAAAUACAUUGAAAUCUAUGUGCAGAAGGUCAAUCCCAGCCGCAUACCUGCUGUAGUUGGAGGGCUAUUGGAUGUUGACUGUUCAGAGGAUGUCAUUAAGAAUCUCAUCAUGGUUGUACAUGGCCAGUUUUCCACUGAUGAACUAGUUGCCGAAGUGGAGAAAAGAAACAGGCUUAAACUGCUUUUACCGUGGCUGGAAUCUAGAAUUCACGAGGGCUGCGAGGAGCCUGCUACACACAAUGCUCUGGCAAAGAUCUACAUUGAUAGCAACAACAAUCCUGAACGCUUCCUACGGGAGAACCCUUUCUAUGACAGCUGUGUCGUGGGCAAGUACUGUGAAAAGAGGGACCCACACCUGGCAUGUGUAGCCUACGAGAGGGGCCAGUGUGACCUGGAGCUUAUCAAGGUGUGCAAUGAAAACUCUCUGUUCAAGAGUGAAGCCCGGUACCUUGUACGGAGGAAAGAUGCUGAUCUGUGGGCCAGUGUCCUUGAGGAACACAGCCCUUUCAGGAGACAGCUGAUAGAUCAGGUGGUGCAGACUGCUCUGUCAGAAACCCAGGAUGCAGAGGAAGUGUCUGUCACUGUGAAAGCGUUUAUGACUGCUGAUCUCCCAAAUGAGCUCAUUGAACUCCUGGAGAAAAUAGUUUUGGACAACUCCGUGUUUAGUGAGCACAGAAACCUGCAGAACUUGCUCAUACUGACUGCUAUUAAAGCAGACCGCACACGAGUUAUGGAAUAUAUUAACCGGUUGGAUAACUAUGAUGCACCAGACAUUGCUAACAUUGCUAUAAGCAACCAGCUUUUUGAAGAGGCCUUUGCGAUCUUUAGGAAAUUUGAUGUUAAUACAUCUGCCAUACAAGUCCUUAUUGAACAUAUUGGGAAUCUGGAUCGUGCCUAUGAAUUUGCAGAGAAAUGCAAUGAACCUGCUGUAUGGAGCCAGCUAGGCAGAGCUCAGCUGCAGAAAGACUUGGUGAAAGAAGCUAUAGACUCUUACAUUAAAGCUGAUGACCCCUCUGCUUACAUGGAAGUAGAACAAGCAGCAAGCAGAAAUGGAAACUGGGAAGACCUGGUAAAAUUCUUACAGAUGGCAAGAAAGAAGGCCAGGGAGUCCUACGUGGAGACUGAACUCAUAUUUGCUCUGGCAAAAACAAAUCGUUUAUCAGAACUGGAGGAAUUUGUCAGUGGCCCUAACAAUGCUCACAUUCAGCAAGUGGGCGAUCGUUGUUAUGAGGAAGGCAUGUAUGACGCUGCCAAACUACUUUACAACAAUGUAUCCAAUUUUGCCCGUUUGGCAUCCACUUUAGUACAUCUUGGGGAGUAUCAGGCUGCUGUUGACAGUGCACGGAAAGCCAAUAGCACACGCACCUGGAAAGAGGUCUGCUUUGCUUGUGUGGAUGGCGCAGAGUACCGUCUGGCACAAAUGUGUGGUUUGCACAUUGUCAUCCAUGCAGAUGAGCUAGAGGAGCUUAUCAGUUAUUACCAGGAUCGAGGCUAUUUUGAGGAGCUCAUUGCACUUCUGGAGGCUGCCCUGGGUUUGGAACGUGCACACAUGGGCAUGUUCACUGAGCUUGCCAUCCUGUACUCCAAGUUCAAACCUCAGAAAAUGCGUGAACACUUAGAACUAUUCUGGUCCAGAGUUAACAUCCCAAAGGUCCUACGUGCAGCAGAGCAGGCCCAUCUAUGGGGUGAACUAGUCUUCCUAUAUGAUAAGUAUGAGGAGUUUGAUAAUGCAGUUAUCACCAUGAUGAGCCAUCCCACUAACGCUUGGAAAGAAGGACAAUUUAAAGACAUUGUCACCAAGGUAGCCAAUGUGGAGCUGUAUUACAAAGCCCUCCAGUUCUACCUAGAGUAUAAACCACUAUUAAUUAAUGACCUCCUCUUGGUCCUUUCUCCACGCUUGGACCACACGCGAGCUGUCACCUUCUUUUCUAAGAUGAACCAGUUGCCCCUUGUUAAGCCGUACUUGCGCUCUGUUCAAAAUCACAACAACAAGUCUGUAAAUGAGGCGCUCAACAACUUGCUGACAGAAGAGGAGGAUUACCAGAGCUUGAGAGCAUCCAUUGAUGCAUAUGACAACUUUGAUAACAUCAUCCUGGCACAGCGGUUGGAGAAGCAUGAGCUAAUUGAGUUCCGAAGGAUUGCAGCCUAUCUGUACAAGGGGAAUAACCGUUGGAAACAGAGUGUAGAGCUAUGCAAGAAGGAUCGGCUGUAUAAGGAUGCCAUGCUGUAUGCCGCAGAGUCAAAAGAUACAGAGCUGGCGGAGAAGCUGCUUCAGUGGUUCCUAGAAGAGGAGAAACGCGAGUGUUUUGCUGCAACGCUCUUCACUUGCUAUGACCUGCUGCAUCCAGACAUUGUAUUGGAGUUGGCUUGGAGACACAACAUCAUGGAGUUUGCCAUGCCUUAUUUUAUCCAGGUCAUGAGAGAGUACUUGAGCAAAGUGGAUAAACUACAUGCAGCAGAGAGCUUGAGAAUGGAGGAGGAUCAAGUGACAGAGCCAACCCCUAUAGUAUUUGGUCAGCAGCUGAUGCUCACAGCAGGUCCAAACGGUGUGGUACCACCUCAACCAGGCUUCGCUUAUGGAUAUACUCCACCACCGACAUUCACCCAGCCUCCUCCUCCUUCUGUUUCUCCUGGCUACGGAUUCAACAUGUAAACUCUGCAGCGUCCUUCCUUCUCGCUUGGAAUGCACCAGGAAGGGGGUGCUUUUAGCCUACACUUCAGGAGCUGACGGGCACCUUUAUUUAUUACAUUUCUCUUACAGACUUAUCCAGGAACAGCAGCUUUUCAGCCAUUCACUACCAUAUUUUCAUUACAAUGUGUUUUAUUUCUUUGUAUGGAGAGGAAGGUCCUAGAGCUGCUGUCUUCAUUGAUUUCAUGACUCUUGCUCAUGCUUAUGAAGACAUCAUGUACUGUAUACUGCUGAACACAAAACAUUGCAGCUCCAUAUCCACACAUAAGCCCUUACCAAUCGCUGCAUCUAACUCACAAUAAGAUGUCAACAUGGACAGUCAUGCCAGAUGUAUGUCCCUAUUUUCUUCCAUUUCCUCACAACCACAGCUGACAUCACAUCUGGUGUAACAGUCAUAUUUCCCCACAAAACACCUAUUCUUACCAUGAUCACCUCCUACUGUAUGUUGUGUUAGUGAGGGGGUGCUAAAGACAGGAUGAUGCACUGUUUAGCAAAUACGCUCCAAUAUGUUUAAAGCUUGUAUAAUUUGCCAUGUGUUACACUGGCACUGCUUGUAUUGCUAAUUUGGCCUGCUACAGUACAUAUUAAUAUUAAAUACAGUAAAUGUAUAAACCUAUUUAAACAAACGUAGCUUGCCUUGUGUUUGAUCAGACUGGUUUACUGACGAAAGUUUACAUAUAUGCUUAAUACCUCCUUCUGUCCAGCAAUACUGCAUGGUAGAAUCCUCAAUUCAUCAGUUUCUGUUAUUUUGUUAUUUGUUUUAUAAAAAGAUGUGACAUGAAUUGUGAUUAUUUUUAUUAGUUUAUUUGCACUGCCUUAUCUUGCAUGGUCUAUAGAAUCAGUGCACCCUCCUGCCUGUGUUGGGGGCUCCUAUAGUAUCUAUAGGGAUAAAUAACACACACAUGGAGAAUAAGCAGUUCAUUGUAGCCAUUCAAGUUAAUGUUUACUCCAAUGACUUUAAAAUUCUGAAGAAACAUUGGCACAACAGGAUCAGAAUAUAGAACCAAUGGGUAAAAACGCUGAUAAAUCAGUGGUAAUAGUCCGGAAUUCUCGCUUCUCAUGACCUGGGUGCUGAGAACCGCUUUACCUUCACUAAUUACACGGCUCUUCCUAACUUCCUCUGAUGCGUGCAUACUGCAGUAUAGCUGUGCAUCGGAGUAUUUUCAUUUGUGUCUUCUUUUAAAGUUUGUCAUUUGUUUAAAACCUGUGUCAUAGAGAGAACGCAUGUUCUUGGUACAUCCAAAAUUAGUUUUUGUGUUGUGGUUUACUAUUUUUAUUAUAAAAUAAGGAAUUUGUUUUAUUAAAUGUAUUGCACAAAGAGCCUACUAGAUCACAUCAGCAGAAACAGUCCCACCUGUUACUUUGCAGUACAUGCUCUUAAUAUUCUCCAUGUACUCUUCUGGGUGGUGCAUGUAUUAUUAUUUUUUUUAUUAUUAUUUUUGGGGGGAAGGGGGGUUGUCAGAAAGUGAUACCUAUAGCUUAUCCUGAUAGCUAGCUUGUUUUGUGGGAGUUAUAACACAGCAGCACACUUAUCUGUGCUGAGAUCUCAGCACACUGUGGUAAAGGGAUAAUAAAGAUUUACAAUUCUAUUUUAUACUGUAUACAAUGUCUUGUUGAAGAGUAAAGCCAGUCUAUGUGUAGCUUUGUUAAUGUGACCCCUAUGUUUCCAUGUUGCAGUAUGUUCUAGAAUAAUGCACUUUGUUUAGAAUCCAAGAGUGCAGUUUGUGGGAAGGGUCCAAAAACCGGUUUCUGUUCUAUUCAUAUGAUCUGUGUUUUGCAAGUUGGACCAUUAGAGCCAUGUCUAGCUGAGCCUCCCUAUGGACUGGAGAUAGCCCAGGCAGGUUUUGACCUCUGCUGGAUACCAUACUUUUAAUCCGUACGGAUUUGCUUGUUGAGACAGUGCGUCUUUGUCAGCUUCCUCGUCUCUCUUCUUAAAAUGGGGACUCAUUUCUACAUGCUGUCAGUGCUCAGUUGCACACCACCUCAAUGUUUUGUUUUCUGCAAUAUUACAAUGUUUCCAUGUUUACUUUGUGCCAUGUCUAUGAAUCCAUACCCUUAAUAGCAUUUUAUGUAAUGAAUUUAGAAUGUUCUUUCUGAGUUAUCGCUAUGAAUAUUGUGCUUAUCAUGAAUAUUAUGAACUGACAUCAAAUUAUAAGUGUUUAAGCUGAGAACUGCUGUCCCUGCUGUAUUUGUGCACAAAAUGCCAUGGCUGCUGAUUCACAUGUACUCUGCCUGUCAAUUUAAUGGUUAAAACUGGAACAUCACCAAACAAAAUGUACCAACAUAUGGGCUAUUCAAAAUGACAAUGAGAAUUGUUCAGUAUUUUCUGACCUCUAUUUGAAUAAAUCAUAAAUAUUAAAUCUUG
Pseudophryne corroboree (corroboree frog) is the source of this 7629-nucleotide messenger RNA. It is a transcript of the gene CLTCL1, whose product is annotated as clathrin heavy chain like 1. Gene Ontology annotation, cellular component: clathrin coat of trans-Golgi network vesicle; clathrin coat of coated pit; clathrin-coated endocytic vesicle. Gene Ontology annotation, molecular function: clathrin light chain binding; structural molecule activity. The transcript has 32 exons. The record is from RefSeq and is a predicted model, not a curated record. Gene Ontology annotation, biological process: intracellular protein transport; receptor-mediated endocytosis. Bases 186 to 5228 code for a protein of 1680 amino acids. Lineage: Eukaryota; Metazoa; Chordata; Amphibia; Anura; Myobatrachidae.